Messenger RNA from Tarenaya hassleriana, 1653 nucleotides. RefSeq lists its product as uncharacterized. NCBI's taxonomy places the organism in Eukaryota, Viridiplantae, Streptophyta, Magnoliopsida, Brassicales, Cleomaceae. The record is from RefSeq and is a predicted model, not a curated record. Bases 1 to 1653 code for a protein of 550 amino acids. The transcript has a single exon.
AUGUCAGAUUUCGACUGCGGCAUGUGCGGCUCCCGGCAACAAGCCUCUACGACCGAAGGCUACGAGUGCACGUUCUGCCACGCGGGUAAGUUCCACAAGGAAUGUGCCGAAUCUCCGUUAGAGCUCCGUCAUCACCCUUAUCAUCCUCCUCACUCUCUCGCCCUCCGUCCCCUUCCCCAAGAUCACGGUCUUCACGAGACAUGCAGUUGCUGCGGAGACAAUCUUGAAAUAGGAUGUGUCUAUCGCUGUACUGCCUGCAGAUUCGUCAUGCAUUUUAUUUGCGCAAUGAAGCCGCCGGUUCUUGAGGUGGCUCAGCCCAAGAGCCAUGGCCACAAGCUCUUCCUCCUCCCUAAACCACGCCCCUUCAUCUGUGAUGCUUGCGGUUCACUCUUCGAUGGCCCCUCUCUUCCUUGGGGUUGUCUCGAAUGCGGGGUCAUGAUCCAUAGAAAAUGUAUCGACUUACCACGUGUCAUCAGGAUCUCCCGACAUCCACAACAUCGUCUCAGUUACGUUUUCUCUCCUCCUCCUCUUCCACCUCAUGUAUCAUCAUCAUGGUCAUGUGGAGUUUGUCGGAAAACGGUCGACAACAGUUACGGUAUGUAUUCUUGCAUCAAAGAUGACUGUCAUUAUGUGGUCCACCCAAAGUGUGCAACAAGACAUGAUGUGUGGGACGGAGAAGACCUUUACGGACAGCCGGAAGAGCCCGAAGAUAUAAAGGAGCCAUUCGAGGUUAUAGAUGACAAAAUCAUACGCCAUUUCAGCCACGAGCAUCAUCUUAAACUGAACGAUGAUGACGACGACACAAGUUUUGAUGGAAGCCACCACUGCCAAGCGUGCGCUCUUCCUAUUCGUUUCCAUUCUGGCAACAUCUACAGCUGCAUAGGUUGCGAUUGUGAUUUCGUUAUUCACGAAAAAUGUGCCAAUCUACCGCGGAAGUUAUGGUACAUGCUACAUCCCCACCGUCUGAAACUGAUGGCAUGCGGGAGUGAUAUGAACGAAUGUAGCGUUUGUUUCCGGGGAUUUUGUGGGUUCAUAUAUGCUUGCUGCAAAGCGGAUUGCCGUUUCACAGUAGACGUGGAUUGUGCUUCAGUGUCUGAGCCGUAUAUCCAUAUAACUCAUCCUCACCCUCUGUUCUCCACAACGGUUUGGAUGAACGGCAAGGCAUGUUCGGGGUGCAAAACAAAUGACGACUAUGACAAGAUGAUGCAGUGCAUCGAAUGCGACUUUGUCUUGUGUUUCAAAUGCAUCAGUUUACCGCCGAGGGUAAGGUAUAACCAAGAUCGGCAUCCUCUGGUUCUCGGAGUCGGUGAAGAUGCAAAAGGCGAAAGUUGGUGGUGCGAAAUCUGCGACGGGAAGAUGGAUACGGAGGUGAUGUACUACACUUGCGACAUUUGUUGCGUCACCGUCCAUCUCCGCUGCGUUCUGGGAGAGAAUCCACACAUGAAACCUGGUCGUUACUCCGACCUUUCGUUCCAGUUUGAGGUUGCGGCCAAUAACACUUGUUGCCGACCGUUAUGCCAUCUAUGUGGAAGGCGCUGCGCGUUCCCCGUUUCCUUCGAGACAAAGGGUUAUCGUUUUUGUGCUCGGUCUUGCCUCAGCAAUUUCAGAAGAUCGGAGCUGGAAAAAUUGAUUUUUAGGUCUGCAAAUAAAUGA